AUGCAUAUUAACAAUAUCUUAAAAGACCCACUUAAAUAUAAAGAUUAUCCUCCUAUCAUUUCGUUCCCACAGUUAAAACAACGUACCCUUAAAGAUGGAGAAAUACCUCAAUACGUACUUGAUUAUUGUCCUGUGGUUUAUCUUUAUAGUGAAGAGCGUUAUCUCCCUUAUGACAUCCAACAGUACGUCACAAAUUUCAAUGCUACUUAUGGAAACGGUACUAUUAUUGCUGAUAAUCUUACCUUGAAGAAGCUUGGUAAAUUACCUAAAUCUCAAGAUAUUUAUCUUAGUUCAUUACAAGAUUUCACUAAAAAUCCAGAAUGGAUCACUGGUUUGAAAAAUAAACCAAAUCUCGUUAAUGGUGAGAUUAAAGAUGCACCAGCAACCUUGAUUGUAGUCGAUAAGGGGAAUGGUUGGAUAGAUGCAUAUUGGUUCUAUUUCUAUUCAUUCAACCUUGGUCCAUUCGUAAUGGGGCAAGGUCCAUAUGGAAAUCAUGUUGGUGAUUGGGAACAUUCUUUGGUUCGUUUUUAUAAAGGUGAACCAAUUAUUGUCUGGAUGUCGGCCCAUGGUGGUGGAGGGGCAUUUUAUUAUCAUAAUUUAGAGAAAUAUGAUGAUAGUAAUCAUCCAGUUAUAUUUAGUGCUAGAGGAACUCAUGCUAAUUAUCCAAGUGUAGGACAACAUCCUCAUGAUUUACCCUAUGGAAUAUUAAGUGAUUUUACUGAUCGUGGACCAUUAUGGAAUCCACUGAAGAAUUAUUUGGGGUAUACUUUUGAUGGGAAAAGAAUUUAUCCUACAACAAAGAAUGCUAAUCUGAAACAUUCAGGUAGAGAAUUGGAAUAUGGCAAUUGGUUGUCAUAUUCUGGUCAUUGGGGAGAUAUGAAGUUAGAUGACAAUGACCCAAGACAGUCUUAUAGUUUCAUUGGUGGUACUAAGUAUAUAGAUGGUCCAUUAGGACCUUUGAUGAAAAAUUUAAUGAGAUUAAAACCAUGUGAAAGACAUAAAUGGUGGAAUUUCUGGGAUGGAUGUAAUGUUAGAGAAAAUAUUAAAUGGGGUAUAGGGGUUGAAAGUGAAGGUUAUAAUUGCGGGAAUAUGUUUAUUAAUGUAAAACCAAAAUGGAUAAGGAAUGGUUUACAAAGGGUUACUUGGGGUGGUGGAUUAUGUUUUAUAGUGGACUUGAUUUAUGGUUGA
Hemisphaericaspora subhashii is the source of this 1188-nucleotide messenger RNA. RefSeq lists its product as uncharacterized. Lineage: Eukaryota; Fungi; Ascomycota; Pichiomycetes; Serinales; Debaryomycetaceae. The record is from RefSeq and is a predicted model, not a curated record. The coding region runs from base 1 to 1188 and encodes 395 amino acids. The transcript has a single exon.